Molecule: messenger RNA, 4065 nt
Organism: Triplophysa rosa
Lineage: Eukaryota; Metazoa; Chordata; Actinopteri; Cypriniformes; Nemacheilidae
Gene: trim33l
Product: tripartite motif containing 33, like
Exons: 17
Coding region: 194-3931 (1245 amino acids)
Biological process (GO): positive regulation of DNA-templated transcription
Cellular component (GO): chromatin; nucleoplasm
Molecular function (GO): zinc ion binding; ubiquitin-protein transferase activity
Source: RefSeq, a predicted model, not a curated record
CGCCCACUACAGAGGCAUCUGAUGAAUAUGCGAAAUCAAGCUCUACCCGAUUGAACAGAAAUGACUUUACGCUCUAAAGACCAACGUUAGUUUCACUCAUUUCAACCCGUUAGUUUUCUGUGAAGAUUUCCAAGGUCAGGUAUAACGUUAGUUCGUCUAUUAUUACACAUUCGCAUGCGCUACGUUUUGACAAAUGUCUGCCCAUGACCUAACGGGGGGUCUAGCUUCUCCCUAUCCGGAUUCACAAAAGGCUGCUUGCGGAUCUUGCGCAGUUUGUAAAACACACCUGAAGUCUUCCACAGAACCCAAACUUCUGCCUUGCCUGCACACAGUUUGUCACGCUUGCCUCGUGAAGACCCGCAGAGAUGAAAGCACACACGAAUGUCCUUUAUGUGGGCAGUCCUUCAGUUUUUUAGAGAUCACAGAUUGCAUUGUUUUUGAAGAUGCAUCUAACAGUAAAGAGGACCCCAAGUGCAGUGCUUGUGAAGAGACUGAGGUUAGUGGAUGGUGUGUCCAGUGUGAGGAAGCUUUGUGUUCCGACUGCGUGUCCGCUCAUCACAGGGUCAAGGUGACGCGUGACCAUGAAGUCAAACACACAAUACCACCCAUAGUUGGGAUGCCCAGAAAACGUUGUCCCUCACACAGUCAGGAGAGCUUGAGGUUCUUCUGUCUUGUCUGUGAAGAACUGACCUGUAAAGACUGUCAGCUUAUUACACACAGAGGCCACAGUUUUGUGCAGCAGGAGGAAGCUGAAGAGUCUCAGAGACAGCGGCUGCAGAGUUUGCUGGAGUCCAUCAGAAAACAAAAAGAGGCGGUUAGCACCAGCCUGCAGCUCCUUGAAGCGAGAUAUAAUGACAUUCAGAAGAUGAAGUCACAAGCGUCAAAGGCAUUAGCUCAACUGGUUCACAGCAUUUAUCAGUCAUUCCUUGUGAACGCUAGGCAGACCUUCAAGGAGGUGGAGGCACUGUGUGCAGAAGAAGUGAAAGGUUUGUUGCAGAAGAAGACAUUACUAAACAAGAUGGAGGACUAUCAGGAUUACAUAGCUGCUUUUAUUGACAAGAUACUGAGCACAGAGGGCCACUGUCUCCUGGUCCACAAGAAGAGAAUUGAGUCCCAGUUGAGAAACCUUCUGUCCCAGAAGACGUGUCCACCUGAAACCAUGUUUGAGCUACAGCUUCAGAUUCAGAAAGACCACUAUAACAACAUCAUGAAAUGGGGAUUUAUGAGGGUUCGAAGGAUUACUGUUCCAUUUACAUCAAGCAUCGGUUCCAACUUGGAAAAGUCUGGCGAAGGCUUAAAUCUUCCAUCUGACUGCGCAAACUCGGCUCUGAUUGCCACCAAUGUUCAUCCUCUUCCGGCCUCCUCAAGUUCUGAACAAUCGACUGAAGGCGUCUCUACUCAAUCCAAAUAUCCACACAGUCCCUCAUCUAACUGUGUUCCAGAUGUCCCUCCUACUAAAACUCACUUAAAUCAUGCGCCACAUGGGAACCCCACUGUACCUGAAAUACAGUCAACCAAACCUAGGAAGACCUGGACCUUUAAUUAUUUCUCUCCGCCAGUCUCCAACCAGACUCCACUGCAGACACAGCCGGUACCAACCAACACCCAAGCAACAAUCUUUCCAAAACCAGUAUUGACCAACCACCCAACACCCAGAAUCACCCCCCCAAUACCAGCCAACAAUCAAACACCUGUAUUUCGACCCCCAAUACCAGCCAACUGUACUUAUACCCGAACCCCUAAGCUUGCCCAAACAAUCCCAGCCGAUAAUCAAAUGCAUGCACACCCAAUACCACUGGAUGACAGAACAGCUGUAUUCACUCAACCAAUACUAGCCAACAAUCAACCACCUAUACUAGCCCACCCGAUACCAGUUGAUGACCGAACGGCUGUACUCACCCAACCAAUACAAGACCACCCAAUACCAUUGGAUAACCAAACAGCUGUCCUCACCCAAGCAAUACUAGCCACCAGUCAAUCACCUAUAAUCAACCUUCCAACAACAGUUCAUAACAAUAUGAUUGUUCUCACCCGACCAAUACAAGCCCACAGCCAGCCGCCUAUAUUCACUCUUCCAAUACCUUCCAUCAACCAAACGGUUGAAUUGACUCACCCAAUACCAGUUAUAGCAUCCAACAAUGAAACACCCAUGCUUGCCAGCCCAGUAUCAAGCAUGCCAACUGACACCCGAACACUCAUACUUGCCCAUCCAAUACAAACCAACAUUCUGGGAGCCAUACACACUUUUCCAGCGCAACCCAAUAUUUCCUUAACUGUUCCUUCAAACACACUUUCAAUUGCUACAGUAUAUAGAGACCACUGUGCUGGACUCCCCAAGUCAGAGAAUUCCCAGCUCCAUGGUCCUUGUGCAUCGAAUCCCACCAGUCCAAGCAUAGCUGGUGGUUUCUUAUUAUCCACAAACCCAACAAGUUCUCCAUAUAAUAGCAACAACCUCAGGACCAACCUCCCUGUCAAGGCAUUGGCUGACUCUGCCUGUGAUCAAGUCGCUUGUGUGAGCAGCACAGAAUUCACAGAUACGGAGAAUCAAGGGAACAACUUACCCACCUCCACUGUGUCAGAGACUGAUUUCAAAGAACCCUCUCCAGCUCCUGAAAGAGAUCGUGUAAACGCUGCUGUCCCAUCCAGCAUUCUUCAGGAUCUUCUCGCUGGCACCACUGAGAAACGUUUUCCUGGACAAAGUUCUCAAUGUCUGCUGAGAUCACCGCCUGAGGGUUGGCAAUCUAAAACUGGUCAUUUAUCCAAAAAGAACUGCUUUGAAACAGGACACUGGAGUUAUGGCAUGCCAACAUCUUUCCAUCAGCUUGUAAUGAAGACAGGCGUGCCUGUUUGCUCGGACAAUGUAAAUGACAAGGCUCUGUUGGAUUCUGUGUCCUGUAGUGAGUCAGAAAGCAUAACUUCACUUGGAUGUGAGAAGACGACAAUAACACAUGACAGGACUCUCCGAAGUGAUUUUACCAAGGAGGAAGAUGAAGAAUCUGCAGUAACAUUGGAACACCAACAGCAAUUCAAGAGAUUUCUGCGUGUAAACUUAUUGCGCCUGCCUGUCUCCCUGCCUCCAUGCGGGCAGACACUUCCAGAGUUCCACCUUACUAGUACUGAUAGCUCUGCUGAUCAUACCUUUGUGGAGAAAACCCAUGGGAUUAAACAGGUGUGGAGAUGGAACGAUGAUCCAUCGAAAGCUUCUUCUCUAUCUACGCCUCAAGGUAGCGUCAGCCCUCUGUCAUCUGAAGUACAGUUCUGCUCCAUAUGCCAGUCGGCAGGAGCCACGCUUCUGUGCUCCGAUUGUGGCCGUGCUUUUCACUCCGACUGUCACAUCCCACCCAUCUUUGUCAAACCUUGUGAGGAUUGGGUGUGUUUGCUGUGUCUGAAUGUCAACGAUGAGAUAAUUAUGUACGGCAGCGAGCAGAAACGCAGCCUGAGCCUGCAGGAUCAAAGAAAAUGUGAGAAGCUCCUUCUUAGUCUUGUUUGUGAUGAGAACAAAUACCUACUAUACAGCAUAAAGCGCUCCAAAAUGGCAGAAUUCGAUAUAAUACUUGGCCGAUUGUUGGGGAAACAGAAGCCACCUUAUCGGACUCCAGCUGAACUAGUGUCAGAUGUUUGGACACUUCUUGACAUCCUGUCAACAAACUCUGAGAACAGAGACGUGGUUGUCAAGCUUCAAACGUCUUUUCAGCAACAGCUGAAUGAAUCUUUCGGGCAGAGUCUCCAUGCUUCUCUUCUAAGAUGCUACAGCAGCACUUCAAACGCUUCAGACGUAUCUCAAAGAGAAAAGCAUAAAAACACUUUAAAACGGAUGCGUGAUUUUUUCACAGCCAACUGUGGUACAGUAUUAAAGAAGCCCUGCACUGAUAGAGGGAAGGAUAGCGAGCAUUGUGGGAACCCUGAAGCCACUGAAUAUUCAGUUGAUUGACUUGAAGAAAGUUACUUUUGAACCACAAUAAAAGUUGUGGAGAAGAAACAACCUUACUGUACAUAAUUAUUUAUAGUAACUUUUGUCAUGAGUCUUACAGUAAAAUGGUUUAAACAGACUGUGUUUGUUGUGUU